Molecule: messenger RNA, 813 nt
Organism: Salvia hispanica
Lineage: Eukaryota; Viridiplantae; Streptophyta; Magnoliopsida; Lamiales; Lamiaceae
Product: putative xyloglucan endotransglucosylase/hydrolase protein 33
Biological process (GO): carbohydrate metabolic process
Molecular function (GO): hydrolase activity, hydrolyzing O-glycosyl compounds
Source: RefSeq, a predicted model, not a curated record
ACUUGUAACAAAAUUCCCCUUUUGAUUACAAGAAUAAAAAAUCUAGCACAAAAAUGUGAACAAGUCAAUAUACGUGUUAAGAAAAGUGCUAGUGUGGCUGCUAUUUUGGUGAGUCCCAUCGCUAUCGAGGAAUCUAGUGAGUCAUAUUAACGAUUUUGGUAUAAAAGGACAUGACUGCAGAAAACUUUACGAUUUUGGUAUAAUUAAGGACAUGAUUCACUCGUGCCGGCGAAUCAAGGUAAGCGCGCACGCGAGGCGGAGGAUUUGGAUGGGAUUUCGCCGAAAAUGUCGCCGUCUUCGUCUUCUUCUACUCAAGUGCAAACAAACACCGCCGACAUGUUAGAAGAAGCUGUAGCUUAUGUCAAGCAUCUGCAGAAAGAGAUCCAGCUACCAAAUUUUGAUGCUUUUCCUCACAACCAUGAUGAGAAUGAGAAGAGAAGGGAAUGGGUGCUGCAGACCAACAUGUACGGAAACGGAAGCGUGAAGACAGGAAGGGAAGAGAAGUUUUACCAGUGGUUCGAUCCAACACAGGGUUUCGACGACUACAGCAUUCUCUGGAACAAUCACCAUAUAGUGUUUCUGGUGGACAACAUACCCGUAAGAGAAGUCAUUCACAGUAAUGCCAUAUCCCCUGCUUAUCCAUCAAAGCCUAUGUCAGUUUAUGCGACUAUCUGGGAUGGCUCGCAGUGGGCAACUCGAGCCGGAAAAUAUCCUCUUGAUUACAAAUAUGCGUCAAUGGGAGGGAUUCAGAUGGAGGGCUGCAUCUUGAAGCAGCCUGUCGAGCUUAGACCCCAUUAGUAAAGCAAAUGUAAA